Molecule: messenger RNA, 1564 nt
Organism: Paramacrobiotus metropolitanus
Lineage: Eukaryota; Metazoa; Tardigrada; Eutardigrada; Parachela; Macrobiotidae
Product: BTB/POZ domain-containing protein 1-like
Exons: 6
Coding region: 250-1323 (357 amino acids)
Molecular function (GO): protein binding
Source: RefSeq, a predicted model, not a curated record
CUUUUAAGUGAGCAAGACCUAGUUUUCACUGUAAUACAAGAAAGCAAACAUGAUUUGCUUUAUCUUAUCGAUCAGCUUGAUGAUUUCAAAACUCGAUACGCACGCACGAGAAAUGAUUCAUGCGCUAUGUACACUCACCGAUCAUGUGUAAACUGCGCGUAAAACAUACAAGUAGCACUGAGCCGCCGACUGCUCGCUUGUACUUUAUCAUGCCGAUUCAACGCCAAAAUAAAUCGUCUUAUUUUAAUCAUGCCCAGUACUCCGCCGGAAGACACUGCAAUCUGGGGAUGGCAGGGAACCGUUCUGGGGAUCGCCCAGCGUAUACGCCAUGUUCUGACUACCGGUGAACAGAGCGAUGUGCAGUUUGCCGUAGGACAUCAAUAUGGCGAGGCCAAGACGUUUCACGCUCACAAAUUUGUGUUAAGUAUUAGCAGUGAAGUCUUCAAUGCCAUGUUCAACGGAAGUCUGCCAGAGAAAUGCGAAGCGGUAAUAGAACUUCCGGAAAUCCCACCGGAAGCGUUUGACAACAUGCUAAAAUAUUUGUAUACCGAUGCUGUGGAGGAUCUCAAUUGGGAAACCGUCUUCUCCACGUUAUACUGUGCAAAAAAGUACGGCAUCCCUUCGCUGGUCGAUCUAUGUACGGCAUUUAUCACCGCAAAAGUGGAUAAAGAUAACUGUCUGGAUGUACUUGAAAAUGUACAAUUGUUGGAUGUGGAUAAUGUGGUCAACAAGUGCUUAGAACUUGUGGACAUAUACGCCAGAGAAAUACUGCAAUCGGAACGGUUUAUCCGAGUCGAGCAGGAAAUGCUACAAAUGAUCCUUAAACGUGAUUCGUUACCGGUGAAUGAGAAUGUCGUUUAUGCGGCCGUUGAAAAAUGGGCGCGGAAUGCCUGCUGGCGAAGUGAUCUAGAUCCAACCGACGCCAACCGACGUCAAAUGCUGGGACCGACAUUGUUCCUUGUACGCUUUCCUUUAAUGGAUGACGCGCAAAUAGCUAACGGCCCCGGAACGUCGGGACUGCUGACGAAAGAGGAGCUGUGCAAUAUCUAUCAGUACAAGCACGCCACCAUCAAACCCGACAUUCCCUUUUCGGCCGCGCCGCGUUGCCCUUACAAUAUUCACGUGGCGGAGGAUGGAAGUGUACUUGUGGACAGGAGCACCUCCAGUCUGUCGCCGCGGAUAUAUAUGGGCGAUAUGGAGUACAUUCUGAACCGGAAUAACCCCUUUGAUGCUCACAUGGCUAAUGUACUGUCAGUGGCCAGAGAUUCUCGUGACCGGUACCGACGACGUGGGCAAGAAGUACCGGAAUGUCGGCAGCAAUAGACGUGUGCAGACCGGAAAUUGAUUUUGGCUACGGAAUGUAAAUUAACAUAGUGAUAUGUAAGCGCCCAGUUUAUCGAAACCGUACUUUCCUCUUCUCGUUCAGGCCAUCAAAACCUAUUUUAAACUGUGUAUUGUUAACGUUUUCGACGUUCUCCAUCGUGCCUUCUAUUGUGCAAAUUUGUGCAGUACCACUGCUAUCAUGGGUAAAAUUCAAUCGCACGAAGACAAUAAAUAUCUUAUU